AUGUGCGAUGACGACGUCGGCGCAGCAACCGGUCUGUCGCAUAUGCGUACGCUUUCGCGUAUCACAACACGUGGCGUGCGUACUUCAUUGACUACCGUCUCCCUGUCGCCCACGCUCGUCAUCCGUGACUCACAGGUGCCGACUCUUUGCAGUAAAGCCCUUCCGGCCGGCACACGUUGUCUCGUCGGUUUUCCGGCCCGUGUAAACCGGUACUGUCUUUCCGGUACCGUUCGUUACGAGACCACGGAGACGAAGGUGUUUUUUAACCGAGUGUACGCAUACGAACAGAACAGUCUUCGCGCCCUUUAUUAUUUGCAUCUUGUUUCGUCAAAUCCUGUGUAG
This is a messenger RNA of Soboliphyme baturini, 342 nucleotides long. NCBI's taxonomy places the organism in Eukaryota, Metazoa, Nematoda, Enoplea, Dioctophymatida, Soboliphymatidae. The record is from the annotation of a GenBank genome assembly.